Arachis stenosperma is the source of this 1479-nucleotide messenger RNA. Its product is annotated as SH3 domain-containing protein 2-like. Bases 198 to 1313 code for a protein of 371 amino acids. The transcript has 10 exons. NCBI's taxonomy places the organism in Eukaryota, Viridiplantae, Streptophyta, Magnoliopsida, Fabales, Fabaceae. Gene Ontology annotation, molecular function: protein binding. The record is from RefSeq and is a predicted model, not a curated record.
UAGCGAUGUUGUAAGUCGUAACUUUCCAACUCAAGUUUGAAAGCAGCUUCAGUCAGCAAAGAAAAAAAAAAAGUUUGAAAGCUUCUGCCCUCUCUGCUUGUGUGUUCAUCAACAGCUACUGCAGUGCAUUUCAAUUUGAAAUCGAUACUCUCCGAGUCUCCGUGUUUAGAGGCAGUGAUCACUCCGUUUGCUCGUGAAUGGAAGCUAUCAGAAAACAAGCCUCCAAGCUUCGAGAACAAGUCGCUCGCCAACAGCAGGCUGUGCUGAAACAAUUUGGAGGUGGGGGAUAUGGAGGUUCCGAUAAUAUGGUUACUGAUGAAGUAGAGCUUCAACAACAUCAGAAACUUGAGAAGCUUUACAUAUCAACACGUGCAGGAAAGCAUUAUCAAAGAGAUAUUGUCCGUGGUGUAGAAGGUUAUAUUGUUACUGGAUCCAAGCAGGUUGAAAUUGGAGCAAAGUUGUCAGAAGAUAGCAGGAAAUAUGGAUCGGAAAAUAAUUGCACUAGUGGUAAUAUGUUGUCGAGGGCUGCACUAAGUUACUCACAUGCCCAUGCACAAAUGGAGAAGGAGCGUGGGAACUUACUGAAAGCUCUGACCACACAGGUUGCAGAGCCCCUAAGAGCAAUGGUGAUGGGAGCUCCGUUGGAGGAUGCUCGGCAUCUUGCUCAACGUUAUGACAGAAUGCGUCAGGAAGCUGAAGCACAGGCUAUUGAAGUUUCCAAACGCCAGGCAAGAGUAAGAGAAACACCAGGAAAUGCUGAAAGUGCUAUGAAACUAGAAGCAGCGGAAACAAAGCUGCAAGACCUGAAGUCAAACAUGACCAUAUUGGGUAAGGAAGCUGCUGCAGCAUUGACUGCUGUUGAAGCGCAGCAACAGAGGUUAACCCUCCAGCGUCUUAUAGCUAUGGUUGAAGCAGAGCGUGCCUAUCAUCAGAGAGUACUCCAAAUACUUGAUCAACUUGAGGGAGAGAUGAUAUCAGAAAGACAACGAAUUGAAGCCCCUCCUACACCUAGUGUGGAUAACAGCAUGGCACCACCCCCAUCAUAUGAAGAAGUGAAUGGUGUCUAUGCUUCUCAGACACACAAUGGCAUGACAGAUAGUAUGGGUUACUUCUUAGGAGAGGUUUUAUUUCCAUAUCAUGCUGAGUCUGAAGUUGAACUGAAUCUAUCCAUUGGGGAUUUUAUUGUUGUUCGAAAGGUUACAAACAAUGGAUGGGCCGAGGGUGAAUGCAAAGGGAAGGCAGGUUGGUUUCCAUUUGGUUAUAUUGAAAGAAGGGAUCGAGUUCUUGCAAGCAAGGUGGCUGAAGUGUUUUGAUUUUCCCUGUUGGGGUUUGUUUCUUACCCUUGGUUGUAUGUGUUGUUUUUGUGCUUAAAAGUGGAUAGUGGUCAUAGACUCAUAGCAUAUAUCUUGACUUGUGAAUUGUUGUAUAUGUGAUUUUCCCGUGAUUGUUGAUAUAUGAUUCCCCUUGUCAUUCUUGCUA